Molecule: messenger RNA, 6043 nt
Organism: Cynoglossus semilaevis (tongue sole)
Lineage: Eukaryota; Metazoa; Chordata; Actinopteri; Pleuronectiformes; Cynoglossidae
Gene: rab11fip5b
Product: RAB11 family interacting protein 5b (class I)
Exons: 6
Coding region: 372-4736 (1454 amino acids)
Biological process (GO): regulated exocytosis
Cellular component (GO): phagocytic vesicle; secretory granule; mitochondrion
Molecular function (GO): small GTPase binding
Source: RefSeq, a predicted model, not a curated record
GGCCGUGCACCAACAGCAGAUUUGGGACAGGACAGUGAAAGUGACAUGUCUCCAGGCAGCCAGAUAUCGGGAUCAUAAUAACGGGAAUCCGCUAACGUGGUUUGCACUGAUUAAAUUUGGGAAUGUCACGUAGCGAAGAUCCAAGUUGAGCACAGAGGCGUCACCAGAACAGAAGUGACCUCGCGUAAACUCUCUGAGGCUCGGCGCACUUCGGACAGAAUCCGCAGAAGAGGCUUUUCUGCGCAGAACCGACUCUGUGGCGUGAUUCGGGGGAAUGAUCCCUCCCAAACCGACCGACAGCCGGAGAGAGAGACGCUGCAGAGCGGCCGCUGUUUAGAGAAGGGGUCUCCCGUCACAUCCCUGCUGCAACAAUGAUGUCGCUGAUAGAUCUGGAUGAUGAUCAACGGUGGGUGCCGACGCACGUUAAUGUCACCGUGCUACGCGCCAAAGGACUGCGCACCAAGGGCAAACACGGCAGCCGCUACCUCUACACCAUCAUCCAGAUGGGGAAGGAGAAGUACACCACCGGCCUGGUGGAGAAGGCGGAGAUGCCCGCCUGGAAUGAGGAAUGCUGUUUCGAGCUGCUCCCCGGGAUCCUGGAGGAGGGCAGCCGCAGCUGCUUCCCCCCGGGGAGCGGAGAUCUGGUCUUCACCGUGAUGCACCGGGUUCUCAUUGGUCUGGACGUGUUUCUGGGUCAGACCAUCAUCCCUCUGGAUAAGAUCUUCCAAGAGGGGAUGUGUCCGAGAGACGAAUGGUUCAAACUCAACUCCAAAGCAGGGAGGAAGGAAAAGGAACGUGGUGAACUCCAGGUGACUGUCCAGUUCACCCGCAACAACAUGACGGCCAGCAUGUUCGAUCUAACCAUCAAGGACAAACCGCGAUCCGCCUUUGGAAAACUUAAAGACCGUGUCACGGGGAAAAAGAAGGGGGAUGUGGAGUCCUCCUCUGCCAUCGUUCCAGGUCGUUACGCUGCGCUGUCAGGAUCUCUGGGACAGUCAUUCGAGGAGAAUAGUUUUAGUGGAGAAGUAGGAGGCGGAGGGGUGAAGGACUCAGGUGAUGUCGAGAUUUCAGAGGAGAAAAGAAGCAAGAUGAAGGAUUUCUUCAAAGGGAAGCUGAGGAAGUCUUCAGACACUAGGUCCUGUUCAUCUCUGGCUUCAGACAGCAGCAUGUCUUCCAUGGCCAGUGAUAACCCUGGACCUCCACCCAGUCUGGACCUGAUGUCAGACCCUCCCAGCUCCCCCAUCUACACGAGCAAAGUCAGAGUGGACACUCACUUAGGAGAAACAGAUUUAGCAAAAAAAGUGCUCACCAGCCAGCACACAACCAAAGUUCUCACACACAAGCGCGCCUUGAGCGAUGAAGCUAGCAAGAUCACCACAGCCUUCCCUCGAACAAACUUAGCAGUGGAGUCUCUGAAGGGUCAGUCCAUGACCCAGUCCAAGUCUUCGCUGUGCAUCAAUGGAAGCCAUGUCUAUGAGUCAGAGCCAUCUACUCCAAAGAACUCAGCAGCUCUUCACUCUAAGCUGGUCCUUUUAGAGAAAUGCUCUCCGCUGUCCCGGUCCCUGCAGAACCUGACCAAGAAGAGUGAGGACAAAGUCUCCUUCUCAGAGGGACGCCGCUGGUCUUUCGACAAGGUGCGAAAAGAAGAGAAGGAGGAAGAAAAAGAAAUUCCUCCAAGUCAGCAUGCUAAGUCAGAGAGCGGAUCCACCCAGGCUGGGUCUUCAUCCGCCUCGUCUUCUGGAGGUUCACCUGAAAAAGGGAAGAAGCUACGGAAGUCAUUAUUCUCAGGAGGCAGAAGUGAGUCUCUGCCGGUGAAAUCAGACCUGAAUCAGGCUGCUUCAGGCUCCGAGGGGAGGCUGAGAGGAUGGUUUGGCUCUGGAGAUUCUCAGAACAAACCUAGGCUGGAAGUUUCUCCUAAGGUAGAAAGCAGCUCAGACAUGCUCCCUCCCCUUUCUCCUCACUCCCCUAUUCCCCUCUCCCCUCACUGCACCUCCCCAUCUCAUCAGGUCUCACCUGAUGACCACACAUCCUGUGACUCUCCUUCUUCAACUCCUGUCUCCCCGUCCAACCCUUUUCUCCCUCAAAUGCAACGCAAUCCUUUCUUUGAAGAGCUGGUAGGUGAAGACCUUCACAGGUCACCUCCUCUCUCUGCCUCACCCUCUGCUGGUUCCUCACCCUUUCAUUAUAUCAGUCUGUCCUCAACACCCAGCCCUGCCUGUGAUGGUAACUCUUCCAUAAGGCGUGAACGCCCCAGACCAGUAGCAAGACAGACAUCUCUUCCUGCGUUAUUACCCAGAGUCACUAUACCCCAUUCCCCAAACCAUCUAUUCCAACGCUCCAUGUCAGGAGAUAUGGAUGAUGGUUUUAAGGCUCUAGCUUCCAGCAGGAUCAAUUCCCCAAAAGGUGCUCCUUCCCAGAAACAUCUAGUAGCAAGUCCUACACUGUUCUAUAGAUCUAGAAAUCCAAUAAAUCCUACUCAGGAUCUGCAGCCUCCACCUUUACCCCCCAGACGGUUGUUAAGAACACAAAUGAAUGAGAUUUACUCUGACGGAUGGCUACACAGAGGUCAGGAGCUGGCCGUCCACAAAGAAGCCUAUCUGCUUUCCCAGACUGGUGUAGCGUCACGUCAUCAUGGACGAAGCACUGCCUCUCCAGACUCGCAAACAAACAGUGAGACAUCCGACUCUAGCAGCGUUCCCUCAAAACGGCACACAAACACAACAUCCACAGCUUUCAUCUGUGAAGAAAAGCCAAAAAAGUUCAAAUACGAACCUUUGGAAGACGUAACUAACUGCUGGGGAGGGAUGCUGUUUGAACAGGACCUGUACGGACGAAUGUAUCAAGUAAACUGUGGACAACCCAAGUUUAGUGGUCACCAUUUGUCAUUAACCUCUGAAAACAAUUCUACAAAUAAUGCCAUAAAAGAGAACACUUCAGUGCUUCCUGAGAGCAAAAUCUCUGUUAAAGAACUUUUGAACAUGUCAAAUUCAAACUUUACAAAUCCUGACUUCAAGGAUCUGGAUAGAAGUUGUAGUCCAGUUGAAGAAGCAGUGCAGGAUAACCCGACCGAAGACAUGUGUGCCAACAAUAACGUGUCUUUCUCAUUGACUUUGGAAGAUUUGAACAUGAAUGUGGACAACAUGGACUUUGGUUUUAUCGAUUCCGAUGGUUCCUCUCAAUCAGAGGUGGCCGAUACUCUCAAAAGUAUCAAGAGUUUAGGGGAGUUUUCCCCUGAAACUGGAGAAGAUUCUCCAACAGCUGAUUACCAGAAAGAGAUUAUACCUGAGGACAUGGACAUGGAUGACAUGAAGAUAUCUGAGGACCCCUCAAAAAGCAUCAACAUUCUGGAGGAGACUUUCAAGAACACGUGCAGGGCUGAGGAUACCUUAAAGAAGGACGACACACCUUGGGACACCUUAGAGAACACAAACAUGGACUCUGUGACGGAUGCUAAAAACCCUGUGACAAACGAAAUUACUGUUUCACCCAGUAAACUGUGCAAGGUAUCUCCAGUUUGCCAAGGGAGUUGCCGGGAUUGUCCACCUUGUAAUAACUCCACAAAAACUGGCUGUAAAACUGGGAUAUUGUCACCCUCAAAACUGAAGUCUGACUUGAGUAUUCUUGAAACUAAACUCAGACAAGUUGGAACAAUGAGUGAUAAUGAGUUCCGAGAGACACAAAAGGGUAUUGACGAUAAUGGUAACCUGCGGGCUGAGCUGAAGCAGACCCAGAUGUUUUCUGGGGUAGUUAGUGCACGUUUAAGACCUAGAGGGGUGGCCAGUCCAAAGCCACACAGCAGAAGUGGAGAUAAUGUGCUGGAGAAGGAUCUGUCCCCUUUCAGGAACAUUCCAGAAGCCAGUGAAUCACUAGUAGUACAAAGAGUUACUCAGUCGUUCAGACUCUUAGGCUUGCAAGAAGAUACCAACACACCCCUUCAAAAAAACGUAAAAAACAAUGUACCUCGUCUUACAAAGUUCUGUUUAACGGGGAAACCGCCCGAGGUUAGUUUUUUAGACCUUCAUGCCAAAGUAGCACCAAACUUGAGAAGUCCUUCUCUGUCCAUGAUUGGAGGAUCUUUGCAAGAACAUCCACUAUGCACACCCUCCAUUCCUUCUGCUUUCCUCCAGACUAUAGCCAGCCCUAGCCCAGCCUCUUGUCCCUCCAUAAACCUCACAAGCAUAGGCCCCAGUACUGAAGGCAGCAGUACUCUGGUUGUGGCCCCCUACAUCUCCUCCACCUUCACCUCCACCUCUGACCGGCCCCUAAUCGAUGUACACCCCUCACUUUUGCCUGAGGAGACACAGUCAGCUAACAACCUGCCCCGUCAGGAGAGCAGACCUCAUCCAGUGAAACCUUUGACCUCCAGCCAAUCAGAGAAGAAGGAGGGGCGUUCUGUCCUGGAGAAACUCAAAUCUACCAUUCACCCGGGACGCAGCAGUGCUCACCAGGUGGCAGCUGAAGCCGAGAGGAGUCAGGAGUCCAUUGUAGACAACACGGCUCAGUAUCAGCACCUGACCAACAUGGAGCUGAUCUCCCUGCUGCUACAGCAGGAGAUGGACAUGCAAAAGCAGCAGGCAGCCUCCGAACAACAGGGGGCGCAGCUGGAGAAAUGUGAGGCCGAGCUAAAAAAAGUCAAAGCCCAGGUGCGAGACUUGGAAGACUACAUUGAUAACCUCUUACUGCGCAUCAUGGAGCAGACGCCAACCCUGCUGCAAGUGCGGAACAGACAUAAGUGACAAGUGUGUUGGGAGAAGUUUUGCACAAAAAAAAAAUUAUUGUCGAGAAAUUGUUUCCUCAAAAGAGGCUGUAAAACACAGGGUUAAGUUUCCAGACACUUUUUAAGAGUUCUACAGACGACUAAGUACAGUAGUCUACAAUUUAUACCACAACGCAGAAAUGUACAGGCCCAGUAGAAGACCGCACGGUUUUAUUCACUUGGCCCACAAGCAAAAAUGAAAUGAAUUUAUUUAGUGGCCCAUAUUGAUCUGAUUUAAAUUCAGACACUAGAUAUGGGCCACUAAAAAAAAGUGUUUCAUAUGUAUGUGGGUCAAAUGACUAGUUUUACUGUGUGUGACCAGGUUUUUUUUUUCAACUGCUAAUAACUGCCCUGUUGGUGUAGAAAUCUAUCCUACAUGCAUGCUGGCUAUACAGUUUCGAUUUGUCACACACCACAAAAAAACCAAAACAACAUAAAUGAACAUACUUAUUUCACACGUGCUUCCAAGAACAACGUAACGUAAAAGUCUACUUCAACCUCAUUUGCGACGAAUAUGACACAAGUUGACGUUAUAUUUUAGGUGCUCGUGACAACUAAUGCUAAAACGUCGACGUGACCUUAUUACACAUUUAAAUGAUUUACUGUAGGACAAUGCUUUAUAGUCAUACAUCAUAACAUACUGCUCUGCAAUGAGGAAAAAUGCUGCUACAAAAACAACAGGAUAAAGGCACAGAUGCUUCCCCUUACUUGAUUGUUAUUUUGUGACUUUUUUUGUCAUAUGAAGAGAAUGCUCUAAUAUAUUUUAAAAAAAAAUUCUGUAAUUGUUUUGGUUAAAAGGCUGCUUUUCUCUAGAAUAAUCCAUUUCAGUUAAAAAAAGAGAAAGAAAAUAAAUAUUAUUUCUAUUAGAGACUCUUGAUAAGAUAUCGGUCAUGAUAAUAUAAUACUCUCUCAGUACCAUUGUAGCAAUCGCAAGGCUUUCGAUGACCGCAGAACUGUAUCGUCCUGAGAAAAUAAAGUGCACAUGUAUCAGUCACGUUUGGCUUAUUUUGCAAUUACCUUAAAGCAAUGUUUACUUAUUACCGCUAGAUGGUGCUGUUGACCUCAUCUACGCUGCCAUUUGGACAGUGGUUCAACUGCGUUAAAUUAUCUAUAGAUACACACAUUACAAACUGUAUCGGUAGUAUUACGGGUUUCAACGAACACGUAUUCAAAAUUCUCACAAAUUGUUUUAAUUCCCUCAUGAAAUAUAUGUUUAACUUGUGUGUUAGGUGUCUCCAGCACACCCAAUACGAUUGCUUUGACAAUCGAUAAACUAAAGCACUUAAA